AUGACUGAAUUAGAUUAUCAAGGAACUGAUGAAGGGGUUUCUACCUCAUAUAGUCGAGAUCAAACGGAUCUUAAGCCGUUUCCUUCUGCAGGCAGUGCAUCUUCAUCAAUUAAAACGACGGAACCUGUGAAAGAUCAUAGAAGAAGGCGUUCUUCUAGCAUAAUUUCACAUGUGGAACCAGAGACCUUCGAAGAUGAAAAUGACCAGCAACUCCUACCAAAUAUGAAUGCUACUUGGGUAGACCAGCGUGGUGCUUGGAUUAUUCAUGUGGUCAUUAUUAUACUGCUGAAGCUGUUUUAUAAUCUGUUUCCUGGUGUUACCACAGAAUGGUCGUGGACCCUAACUAACAUGACUUAUGUCAUUGGGUCCUAUGUCAUGUUCCAUCUGAUCAAAGGUACUCCCUUCGAUUUCAAUGGUGGUGCCUAUGAUAACUUAACGAUGUGGGAACAAAUUGAUGACGAAACUUUAUAUACUCCUUCAAGAAAAUUUUUGAUCAGCGUUCCAAUCGCGCUAUUCUUAGUCAGUACUCAUUAUGCUCAUUAUGAUUUGAAGCUGUUUUCAUGGAAUUGUUUCUUGACAACCUUUGGUGCUGUUGUCCCGAAGUUACCUGUCACUCAUAGAUUAAGAAUUUCGAUUCCAGGUAUCACAGGUCGUGCCCAAAUUAGUUGA
Messenger RNA from Saccharomyces paradoxus, 669 nucleotides. It is a transcript of the gene ORM1, whose product is annotated as sphingolipid homeostasis protein ORM1. The record is from RefSeq and is a predicted model, not a curated record. NCBI's taxonomy places the organism in Eukaryota, Fungi, Ascomycota, Saccharomycetes, Saccharomycetales, Saccharomycetaceae. The coding region runs from base 1 to 669 and encodes 222 amino acids. The transcript has a single exon. Gene Ontology annotation, biological process: ceramide metabolic process; negative regulation of ceramide biosynthetic process; intracellular sphingolipid homeostasis. Gene Ontology annotation, cellular component: endoplasmic reticulum membrane.